Cygnus olor (mute swan) is the source of this 2901-nucleotide messenger RNA. RefSeq names its product cilia and flagella associated protein 52 (gene CFAP52). Bases 772 to 2478 code for a protein of 568 amino acids. The transcript has 14 exons. Gene Ontology annotation, molecular function: protein binding. The record is from RefSeq and is a predicted model, not a curated record. NCBI's taxonomy places the organism in Eukaryota, Metazoa, Chordata, Aves, Anseriformes, Anatidae. Gene Ontology annotation, biological process: cilium assembly.
GGCUGUGGGGCGCUGUGGGGACACUGGAGGGGCUUUAGGAAACUAUGGGGGCAAUUGGGGCUUAUGGGGCGCCAUCGGGACAACUGCAUGGGCUAUAGGGAAUUAGGGGGGCAGCUGGUGGGGCUAUGGGACACGGUGGAGACAAUUGGAGGGGCUGUGGGGCACUGUGAGGUAACUGGAGGGGCUAUAGGGACCUAUGGGGGCAGCCGGGGAGGCUAUGGGGCACUGUGGGGACAACUGGAGGGGCUGUGGGGCACCGUUGGGCUAACUGGGGGGCUUAUGGUGUAACAUGGGGACAACUGGAGGGGCUAUAAGGAGCCAUGGGGGCAGCUGAGGGGCUAUGGGGCGCAGUGGGGACAACUGGGGGGCCAUAGGGCACCUGAGGGAGUGUGGGGCGUUACAUAGGACACCUGGGGGUCCGUGGGACAUGGUGCAGGCAAGUUUAGGGGCAGACAGGACACUGUGGGGCAGGUGAGGGGUUUGGGAUGCAAGUGGGCAGGUUUAGGACACCCUGUGGUGCAGUGGGGGCCACCAUGGGUCUUGGCUGGGCUAUAGGGCCAUGGUGAUGGAGCCAGGCCCGGGGCAGUGGGUGUGUGGGGUGCCCCGCACCUGGCCAAGAGCGGAGCCGCUCACAGCAUCCCUGACAGCAGGGCAAGAGUUCAGAGAGGAGGGUUGCAGAACAGGCAAGGUCAUAUCCCAUUUGGCCUGAUCUGCCACCCCAACAAGGAGCACCUUCUCUACCCGCUGGGAUGUACCGUGGUUAUUCAAGACAUGGCCAGCAAGAAGCAGGUGUUCUUGCAUGGCCACACCAACAACGUCUCCUGCAUCGUUGUCUCAAGGAGCGGUACGUUCGUGGCCUCUGGACAAGUCACCUUUAUGGGCUUCAAGGCAGACAUCAUUUUGUGGAAUUUUUGGAAGAAGGAGUUACUUGCUCGGCUGUCCCUUCAUAAGGGUAAAAUCGAAGGACUAGCGUUCUCUCCAAGCGACCUUUAUCUUGUGUCACUGGGAGGCCAGGACGAUGGCAGCGUGGUUGUGUGGAACAUCCUAACUAGAGAGGCUGUCUGCGGGAGCCCUGCCUCGGCCUGGAGCGCGGGCAAUACAACCAUCGUCAAGUGCUCUGGAUGCAGAGACGAGAUGUUUGUUACUGCUGGAAAUGGGACCAUUCGAGUGUGGGAACUGGAUCUACCAAACAGAAAAAUCCGACCAACUGAAUGCCAGAUGGGGCAACUGAGAAGGGUGAUCACAAGUCUUAAGAUAGCAGAUGACGAUAACUAUUUUUACGCUGGCACAUCGAGUGGUGAUAUCCUGAAAGUGAACACAAACAACAAGCUGAUGACUGAGUAUGGGCCCAAAGAGAAGUUUAGCUUGGGAAUCACAGCUUUGCUUUUGCUGAAGACAGGAGAUUUAAUAGUUGGCACCGGAGAAGGGAUCGUGGCUCUCUGUAAAGGGUCAAACUACAAAGCAAUGAAGAGGAUUCAAGUUCAAGGUGGUGUCACUUCCCUGACAUGCAGAGGCCAGGGACACCAGUUCUUUGUGGGGACAGACAUGUGCCAGAUGUAUCGAAUUAACUACACCGCCUUUAAAGAGGAGCUGAUUGCUGCCUGUCAUAAUGAAGCCGUUCACGACAUCGUUUUUCCUGUGGGAACUUCUGACUUGUUUGCCACCUGCUCCAAAAAUGACAUUCGUGUGUGGCACACCCCAGAAAACAGGGAGCUGCUGCGGAUCAUCAUCCCCAACAUGACCUGCUACGCCAUAGAGUUCAUGAAGGAUGGCAAGAGCAUCAUCUCAGCUUGGAACGACGGGAAAAUCCGUGCCUUCAUGCCAGAGACUGGACGGCUAAUGUAUGUGAUUAACAAUGCCCAUAGUUUGGGAGUGACAGCAAUUGCUGCUACAAAUGACUGUAAAAGGAUCGUUAGUGGAGGAGGUGAAGGGCAGGUGAGGGUCUGGGCAAUUGGCGAGAAAACUCGCAAACUGGAAGCAGUUCUGAAGGAGCACAUAUCUACUGUGUCUUGCAUUAAGCUUAAGAAGAAUGACCAAGAGUGUGUCACAGCCAGCCUCGAUGGAACAUGCAUCAUCUGGGACAUUGUGCGUUCUAUAAGAAAACAAAUGAUUCUAGCCAACACAUUGUUCAAAUGUGUGUGUUACCAUCCUGAAGAGUACCAGCUAAUCACCAGUGGGACAGACAGAAGGAUUGCAUACUGGGAAGUGUUUGAUGGCUCUGCAAUCAGAGAUUUGGAAGGCUCGCUGUCGGGUUCCAUCAAUGGGAUGGACAUUACAUCAGAUGGGGCAUACUUUGUCACAGGUGGUGAUGACCAUCUGGUGAAAAUGUGGGACUACAACGAGGGUACAGUGACUCAUGUUGGAGUGGGCCACAGCGGCAACAUCACCCGUCUCAAGAUCUGCCCUGGGAACAAGUACAUCGUGAGUGUGAGUGCAGAUGGUGCCAUCCUGCUCUGGAAAUACCCGGACUUUCCCUAACAGCUGGCACGGGAGCUGCUGGGCUGCUUCUUCCUAGGCCCGUCCUAAAGGUCCUUUCUGCUUACAGAUAAGGUUGUUUUAAAGCAUUUGUACUGUUAGAGGAGAGAACCAUUUUUCUACUUGCUGGUAGGAAUUUACCAGAUCCUUCGGAUGUCCUUUUUAGCACUGAAUGAAUAGGUCUGGUUUUUUUUUUUCAGCGGGGCUAAGAAUUUCCUCUUCCUCUUAGUUUGGAGUGAAAGUAUUCAUCACUUCUGAAAAUCAUCCCGGCUGUUGUAACACUGGUGUUUUGUUACUGCCACCUUUCCUGGCAGUCUUCUAGCCAAUUCUUGCUUGUAUGACUGCUCAUUUGUGUGCUCUCUCUCGUGUUCUUCCCUGCCCCUUUCUGUCCCUUUCUUUAAUGAAUAACUUGUUGUGUAAAUUCAG